Magnolia sinica is the source of this 1407-nucleotide messenger RNA. RefSeq lists its product as uncharacterized. Bases 742 to 1407 code for a protein of 221 amino acids. Gene Ontology annotation, cellular component: Golgi membrane. Gene Ontology annotation, molecular function: pyrimidine nucleotide-sugar transmembrane transporter activity. Lineage: Eukaryota; Viridiplantae; Streptophyta; Magnoliopsida; Magnoliales; Magnoliaceae. The record is from RefSeq and is a predicted model, not a curated record. Gene Ontology annotation, biological process: pyrimidine nucleotide-sugar transmembrane transport. The transcript is spliced from 4 exons.
GUUUUUUCUUUCUUUCUUUCUUUCUUUUUGGACUUUUGACCAUAAACAUGUAUGCUUUGAUGAGUCACUGUCUGCCCGGUUGGUUUAAUUCGUUGUUGAAUUGCACACUGAAACCGAGUUUUGAGAACCUUGCUUUGAUGAGUCACUGUCUGCCUGGUUGGUUUAAUUCGUUGUUGAAUUGCACACUGAAACCGAGUUUUGAGAACCUUGCUUUGAUGAGUCACUGUCUGCCUGGUUGGUUUAAUUCAUUGUUGAAUUGCACACUGAAACCGAGUUUUGAGAACCUUGCUUCUAGCUGAGGGGAAACAGUAUAAGAACCAUAGACUUGGUCCGUUGGUCUUGAUACAUGUAAGAGUAUUUUAGAAGUUUCAAUGUUUUUUGUUGACUCCUGACUCACUUUAUAGUUUAUACUACCAGAUGUAUUGUAGAUUGUUUUUUAUUCUCCACUUACUCUUUGAAUGCAGUGGUUAUUAAUCACUGGUUAUUUUCCUAGGCCUAUUCCAGAUAGUAAAUCACCGUCUUAUGUCUAACUUUUCAAUCAUUUCCUAUUGGUUCCAAAGGCAGGAGAAAGCUUUUCCUAUAUUUUCUGAGUUGAGCAUUUCUGCUGGCUAGGCUGAUGCUAGGCCAUUUUAAUGGCUAUGCGAUUGCAGGUAAUUUCAGAGAAUUACCAGGUUCUCUGACAGUCACUUUACUAUAUUUUUUCUGGGUGCAAUCUGUAGGCAGAAGCAAUCAGUUAAACAAAUGGGGGCCCUAUUCUUACUAAUAAUUGCUGCCAUACUUCUAGGCUUUGGAGAAGGUUCUGGCAGGGAUUCUAGUGGCACUAACUCAGAUCAAGUUCUCUUUCAUGGAAUCAUUCUUGUUUUAGUUGCUUCUGUGCUCUCUGGUUUGGCUUCUUCUCUUUGUCAGUGGGCUUCUCAAGUGAAGAAACACAGCUCAUGCUUCAUGAAUGUGGAAAUGUCUAUAGUUGGAAGCCUGUGCUUAUUGGCAAGUAUGUCUAAGUCUCCAGAUGGAGAAGCCAUCAGACAGCAUGGGUUUUUUCAUGGUUGGACCGCAUUGACUGUGGGGUCAUUUGGAUGCCUGGAAGUUUUAUUAGUUGUCAAGGGUUUACAGGCAACCCCACUUAAAGGUGGUGUUUGGACAGAAAAUUUCACCUGUAAGCGAGUUACAAGCUGUUCAAGUGGAAUGCUCAGAUGCAUGAUUCGGCCGCUUAACCUGCUUUUUUCCCACACCCUCCAUGAAGGUAACUCUGUCGCGGAUGCUCUAACAAAGUUAGGUAGCGAUAAACAGGCUGACUCCCUUUAUCACUCCAGAGCUGAUCUCCCGAGACACAUUAGAGGCUCCCUUGUGCUAGAUUGCACCGGUACAGGCUUUAUCAGGAGCUCCAGCGCAAGGCAGAGAGUAGGUUGA